AUGUAUAUAGCGAACACGAACGUUUCGGUGUCCGUGUUUGAUGAAGUGCAAGAGACGGAAGCCGCGCAUUUCCUGCUCAACCUUCUAGAGUCGCCCGACAAGCUAUUUGAUCAUAUACGAAAAGAGGCUGGCAGUGUCAUUCUCAAGAUCACCUACGGCUACACUACUGUCGCCAAUGGCAACGACCCUUUCGUUGAUCUGGCCGCCAAGACUAUGGAGCAGUUCUCCGAUGCUACAGUUCCUGGGAAGUGGUCGGUAGACAUCUUCCCAUUCUGUGAGUAUCGCUUCUUGAUGAUUCACGCAGCUUCUGAUAUCGGCUAG
Alternaria ventricosa is the source of this 321-nucleotide messenger RNA. RefSeq lists its product as uncharacterized. Gene Ontology annotation, molecular function: oxidoreductase activity, acting on paired donors, with incorporation or reduction of molecular oxygen; heme binding; monooxygenase activity. The coding region runs from base 1 to 321 and encodes 106 amino acids. NCBI's taxonomy places the organism in Eukaryota, Fungi, Ascomycota, Dothideomycetes, Pleosporales, Pleosporaceae. The record is from RefSeq and is a predicted model, not a curated record. The transcript is spliced from 2 exons.